GUUCUGGUGGCCAGGAAAAGACUGGCUGGGACAUCCCACUUGCUCCAGAGCCUGUAUACAGGAUACUGGGAAAACAGACAGAAGCUGCCAAAAGAUAAAAAUUCUUAUCAAAGCUCUCCCAGAUCUUUACCUGUGUUGCUUGGUUAAGAUCUGCUGUUGGCUGUACUCUAUGGAGCUUUGUUUCUAGCUGUUCUCUGACAAAGGGCUUGAUCUGUGCAGCACAUCUCGUCCUCUUUGUUCGCCUCUGGCUUCAACCACUGAAUCACCAAGUACUCUCCAGCUGGGAGUCAGACAAGGGCAGAGAUGAAGAACCCAGAAGCCCAACAGGAUGUUUCGGUUUCCCAGGGAAUUCGCAUGAUGUUUUACAUGAUGAAGCCCAAUGAAACGUCAUUCCAAGCCCUAGAAGAGGUGCCUGAUUAUGUACAAAAGGCAACCCCAUAUUUCAUUUCCUUGAUGCUGCUUGAACUGGUUGUCAGCUGGAUACGCAAAGGGAAGCCACCAGGUCGUCUGGAUGAUGCCUUAACAUCAAUGUCAGCUGGUAUUCUGUCUCGACUUCCAAGUUUGUUUUCUAGGAGCAUUGAACUUACUAGUUACAUUUAUAUCUGGGAGAACUACAGCAUCAUCAGUUUGCCUUGGGAUUCUCCAUGGACUUGGUAUUUAACUUUCUUGGGAGUUGACUUUGGCUACUACUGGUUCCAUCGUAUGGCUCAUGAGGUUAAUAUUCUGUGGGCUGCACACCAAACACACCACAGUUCUGAAGGCUAUAACUUAUCCACAGCACUGAGACAAUCUGUCUUCCAAAUAUAUACUUCCUGGAUAUUCUACUCUCCCUUAGCCCUCUUCAUACCACCCUCAGUAUAUGCUGUUCAUCUUCAGUUCAAUCUCCUCUACCAGUUUUGGAUCCACACAAAGGUCAUCGAUAAUCUUGGUCCUUUGGAACUGAUUCUUAAUACUCCCAGCCAUCAUAGGGUUCAUCAUGGCAGAAACCGUUAUUGCAUAGACAAAAAUUAUGCUGGCACUCUUAUUAUAUGGGAUAGAAUUUUCGGAACAUUUGAGGCAGAAAAUGAAAAAGUUGUAUAUGGCCUAACACAUCCCAUUAAUACAUUUGAACCAUUCAAGGUGCAGUUCCACCAUUUAGUUAACAUAUGGACUACAUUCUGGGCCACACCUGGAUUCUUCAAUAAGUUUUCUGUCAUGUUUAAAGGACCAGGAUGGAGUCCAGGUAAACCAAGACUUGGGCUGAGUGAAGAAAUCCCAGAGGUCAAGGGGAAUGAAGUUCCCUUCUCAUCUUCGGCAUCUCAACUAUUAAGGAUAUAUGUAGUUGUACAGUUUGCUCUGAUGCUAACAUUUUAUGAAGAGACCUUUGCAGAUAAAGCUGCGUUAUCACAGGUCACACUCCUUCUGAGGGUUUGCUUCAUUAUCCUGACCUUGACCUCCAUUGGAUUUCUUCUGGAUCAAAAACCUAAGGCAGCUGUUCUGGAAACUUUCCGAUGCUUGCUGUUCCUAAUGCUGUGUAGAUUUGGUCAUCUCAAACCUUUCAUCCCUUCUUUGUCAUUUACUUUUGAGAUUUUUUUUUCCAUCUGCAUUGCUUUCUGGGGAGUAAAAAGCAUGAAACAACUUGUCUCAGAACCUUGGAAAUAACGUUUGUAUACAAUUCUCUUAUUUUAAUCAUUUGUACUACUGCCUAUGGAAAUUAAUUAGUUUAUAUGAUGAUUAUAUGAACCCUUUCUUUAAUGAAAGAGAAAUGCAUUUAUUUACUCUUGCUUGCUUUCCACAUUUAUUAUUCUCUAUUAAAAUUAAAGUCAGUUGUGGUUACUUUAUUGCUAAGGUUUAAAACAAAUAAUUUCAGUAGAAUAAUAUUACAUCCACUGGUAGCAUCUAAGCCAAUGAAUAUGAAAAGGCGAAAACUUCCAAACAGUAAAAAGAAUGAAGGUUUUAUUUGCAUUGUUUUGACAAUAACUUUUUGUUUUGCUGUUUGUUAAAGUUCUGCUUAGAUACAUAUUUGGUGUCAUAAAAAUGUACUGUGUAAGUUGUCUGCUUAACUCUUUUUACCUUUGAAAACCAUCUAACCUAAGGAGUGACCUUACAGAAUAUGACAUAACUGAAAUGAACGUGAGCAGACACAUUACUAAACAGAUUAAUUUGUGAUACUUGUGUCUAAUAUGCUUAGUCAAUUUAUUUUGGCAGAUUGAGGAGCAUGCAGUAAUUCUGUGUUAUUUUAAAUUGUCACAAUAAUGUUAAUAAAACUCUUUAAAUCAAGUUUCCCCAGGCA
Molecule: messenger RNA, 2272 nt
Organism: Sus scrofa (pig)
Lineage: Eukaryota; Metazoa; Chordata; Mammalia; Artiodactyla; Suidae
Gene: AGMO
Product: alkylglycerol monooxygenase
Biological process (GO): lipid biosynthetic process
Cellular component (GO): endoplasmic reticulum
Molecular function (GO): glyceryl-ether monooxygenase activity; iron ion binding
Source: RefSeq, a predicted model, not a curated record